UUAAACACAAAUUUUAUGUGGCAUCGCUUUUCAGUCAGGCAGUACCUUAAUAUACUAUACCACCGCUCGGGCAUAAUCUCGGACACCUACGGGUCCUUCUUUCUUUUCCUCGUCCCUGAGCGAGCCGACGCCAAGAUGAAUGACACAGUCACUGUCAGGACCAGAAAGUUUAUGACAAACCGGCUGCUUCAGAGGAAGCAAAUGGUUGUCGAUGUCUUGCAUCCAGGCAAAGCAACAGUCCCCAAGACAGAGAUCAGGGAGAAGCUUGCAAAAAUGUACAAAACCACCCCAGAUGUGGUGUUCGUCUUCGGCUUCAAAACUCAGUUUGGUGGUGGCAAGACAACAGGGUUUGGCAUGAUCUAUGACUCGUUGGACUACGCCAAGAAAAAUGAGCCCAAAUACAGGCUGCAAAGGCAUGGCCUGUAUGAGAAGAAAAAGACAUCCAGAAAACAGCGCAAGGAACGCAAGAACAGAAUGAAGAAAGUUAGAGGCACCAAGAAAGCCUCUGUUGGUGCUGCUGGCAAGAAGAAGUGAGAGACUUGAGGUUUCAGGAGAAGGUAGAGUGGAAAUCGGCAUGAUGUGCUGAUGUGAUCCACUUUUACCAGUUACUUGAAGUGCUUUUGCAUGUUCAAUCCUAAUGCCUCACCCCACUUGCAGAUAUUUAAAGAAUCCUGUGUUUCUAACACGGAUAAAAAUAUCUAUUUUAAUUUAUAUAUUUGGAAUUGGUCUGGUCAACUUAUUUGACUGUCACUAUUCAUUUGUAGCAUGCUGUGUGUGGUUAGCAUUCACUCAUUUGAGGUAAACUAGCCACUUGACUGCAUGUCUGCAAGUGUAACAGAGUCCCCUGGAGUAUUCAGAAACAACCUGUCCCUUAGUUACACUCACCCCUGAAGUGAGCAUUUGUCGUUGAUAAAUGUAUUUAGGGAUUUUGUAUGGGUAGUUUGUUUAAUAGUUUUAUGUUUAAGACUGUUUUAUAUAAACCUCACUGUAAUGUCUUUUCUUUCCUCUUACAGUAAGACCUUCAGGGAAGACCAUCGGCUUGAAAAAUGUUCUUGUACAUUGUCAUCAAAUAAAUUCUUUAAAAAAAGUAAA
Molecule: messenger RNA, 1092 nt
Organism: Ctenopharyngodon idella (grass carp)
Lineage: Eukaryota; Metazoa; Chordata; Actinopteri; Cypriniformes; Xenocyprididae
Gene: rps24
Product: ribosomal protein S24
Exons: 5
Coding region: 16-534 (172 amino acids)
Biological process (GO): translation
Cellular component (GO): ribosome
Molecular function (GO): structural constituent of ribosome
Source: RefSeq, a predicted model, not a curated record